GCUCGAUUUUUUUUUGUGAAGAGCAUCGCUACGUCGUCCCGCCCGUUCGCUUUCUACUUCUUUUCGUCUUUCACGAACUUCCUGUCAGUGUCAGUGCGCUCAACUGCGUCUUCGAGCUGUGUGGAGCGACUGCGGUCCACGGGGCGACAUCGAAAGAUCCAGAAUCUCCGUCGUUUCCGCUUCUCUUUCUUGCUGGGGCUACGCGCCACUCUUUUCUCUCCACCACAUUCGCUCCUUGGCGUUUCCGUAGGUCAUCAGGGGCGCAGUGAACUCGAGGAUUCUGUCGGAAACGCUGCGUUGGGUUCCCCGUGCGAGGCAGAGACCCCGCGUUCUUCUCUGCCGCUUUGCCUCUUCACACUCUCCACUUCAUACCCGGCGUCUGCACGCUGGUGUUCUCUGGAAACUGCCGGGUAGUUCCGACACUGCUCAACCUUCGUGACGCGAACUUUCGCCGCCGUUUGCCGCAGGACGCCUUCUCUCUGCGUCUCGGCCCCUGCUGUGUCUCCCGUCUCGCCGUUCCUUUUCUUCUGGCUCUCUUCUUUUUCCGCUCUUUCUCACUCUGCCCUCACUCGUUCUUCUCGCUUUCCAGCUCUUCCGCGCGUCACCUCUCUCCGCCGUGCACACCCAGCCUGCGAAGAUGUUAGCCACCCGCCGCGUUUUCUCUGCGUCGCCGCGUCUUGUAUGCGCGCGCGCGGGAAUCGCCCAGGCUUUCGUUCCACGUCCUCUCGCUCCUCUCACUCGUCUCGGCGCAGGGUGUCUGCCUCAGAGGCAGCUUGAACUGAACAACGCGCCUCUCGUUCUUCCAGGAAAAAGAUGCCUCCUGACGGUCUCGCGACCUGCUCUGGCCGUGAAGACCUUCAAACUCGCCGACAUUGGCGAAGGUAUUGCUCAAGUAGAGCUGCUCAAGUGGCACAAGGGAGUCGGCGACCAUGUCGAAGAAAUGGACGAGCUCUGUGAAGUCCAGUCGGACAAAGCGGCGGUGGAAAUCACGAGUCGCUUCACCGGGACGAUUGUCAAGCUACACCAGAAGGAGGGCAUGAUGGUCCGAAUAGGAGCUCCUCUGAUGGACAUCGACGUCGAGGCUGGCGAAGAUCAUGCAGAGGAAGAAGAACCUGAAACGAAGGAACGGCCGGCACCCGUCUCCGAACCGGCAGCCGCCUCGCCGAGCGUUGGAGCUGAAGCGUCGAGCACUACGUUCUCUGCGUCUCCAGCUACGCGCCGAUUUGCGAAAGAGAAGGGCGUGGACUUGGCGCGCGUAAAAGGCUCCGGGAGAAACGGACUUAUUACCAAGGAAGACGUUCUCAAGUUCUUGGAGUCGUCGCAAGUUGCUGCUCCGGCUGCACAGAGUCCGCCACCUGCUCCUGCUCAAGGUCUGCAGAACGCUGUUUGUUCGGAAGCGCGAAACUCAACACAGUCAGGAGUCCAAACGGAGGAUCGGUCAUCCACCAUGUCGUGUCUCACUUCUCCAGGGUCUCUCGGGGCGGCAGGAGUUUCUGCAGACCAAGCUACUGUCUCCUCUGAUGCUGGAACCUCUCCGGACGAACCACUUGUCUCCUCUCUCUCUGGAUGUACACAAGGUGGAACCUGUGAAGAGAAGACUCCCGUCUCCUUUGCUGGCUCUGGGAAGCAGGCGAAAAAACAGAAAGGACUCCUGAGUGGAACCUCUGUGACGAGCGACGUUUCGGGUGCAUCCGCAGCUGAGUCGAAGUCGAAUGUCGCGUCUCCGGGACCUGGUGUACGUACACCUGAAGUUACCAGUGGAGCUCCGGCGGGGGCAACAGACGCGUCUGUUUUUCCGUUUUCUCAUGGCGCGGAUGUCAGUUCCAUUCCCGGUGGUUUCGCCUCUACAGGUUCCUUCGCAGGUUCGCCCAACGCUCAGCCUCGCGCAGCACCUGUUGUUCCGCAGCGUCCGCAGCGAGAGACGACGCAAGUCCAGCUAAUGGGAUUCUCUCGAGCGAUGGUCAAGUCGAUGAACGAAACCGUGAAGGUGCCGCAGCUGAACAUCGGUGACGAGUACGACAUAACCGAGUUGACGAAAAUGAGGGAAACCUUGGUCGCUCACACUGCAAAGAAAUACAACUGCAGACCCACGAUCACGGCCUUCCUCAUCAAAGCCGUCAGCCUCGCUCUCGACGAAACGCCUAUCUUGAACUCCAAGUUCAAUGCAGCCACCGGAGACUCCUACACCCAGUUCGGCUCGCACAACAUUUCCGUUGCCAUCGACACACCGAACGGUCUGGUCGUCCCCAACAUCAAGAAUGUCCAAGACUUGAACGUCCUCGAAAUCCAAGCUGAACUUCACCGUCUGCAAGAGCUCGCGACGGCGAACAAGUUGUCGCCGGCAGAUCUUCAGGGAGGAACCAUCAGCAUUUCGAACGUAGGAGUGAUCAGUGGAACGUACGUGCAUGCGCUCCUCUUCGACGGACAAGCAUGCAUCAUCGGCGUCGGCCAGGCUCGCGACUUGCCGCGCUUCGUCGGGAAAAGCGGACAAGCGUUUGAUGAAGACUUGGUUGAAAGAAGAAGAAUCAUGACCUGCGCCUUCACCGCCGACCACCGACACUGCGACGGCGCAACUGUCGCCAGGUUCAACAAAAGGGUGAAGGAGUUGCUGGAGAAUCCGGCAAUGAUGCUGCUUCAUCUCCGAUAAAGCGGCAAAGCGAAACCGACGCUGUCGGGGUGGACGCCCGAGGACGGCCGGAGAUGUGCUUUGACAGAAAGUGGAAGGAAAGUUGUUCUCCGUUUUGCGUUUUAGAAGUUGCGCUGGCCGUUCUGUCAGAGAGGAGAGAUUUGUGUAUUUUCCGAGGGGAGAAAUUCCCUGUCGUUUUUUCCUUUGUUUUCCGUGGUGUCGACACCCGCGCCUGCUCUUGCGUCAAGCGCGUGCUAGUCUUUCCCUUGCACAGGGAAAGGUUCCGUCGGGGCAGCCGAGAGAAAACGCGGAAGCCAGUCUGCUUCUUCACAGACAGAAAAGCGCAAGAGAACCGCAAUCCGGUAAAAAACCGCCUUUCAGAC
Messenger RNA from Toxoplasma gondii ME49, 3009 nucleotides. RefSeq names its product 2-oxo acid dehydrogenases acyltransferase (catalytic domain) domain-containing protein. Bases 638 to 2647 code for a protein of 669 amino acids. Gene Ontology annotation, molecular function: lipoic acid binding; acetyltransferase activity. NCBI's taxonomy places the organism in Eukaryota, Apicomplexa, Conoidasida, Eucoccidiorida, Sarcocystidae. Gene Ontology annotation, cellular component: cytoplasm; mitochondrion. The transcript has 9 exons. The record is from RefSeq and is a predicted model, not a curated record.